CACCUUCAAUGACUAUCCACAACCAACAAUCGUUAUGGCUUCUCAAAUCUCCGAUGAAGCCCUCGGGAGCGUCAUCCUUCACUCUGUGACCUACAGCUCCUACCCCGAUUCUGAAGAUGUGGCCUCAGCAGAGCUCCCGCCCUCCGCUCUUCCCAAUCUCCAAAAAGUUCUUGAAGAGGCCAGAGAGGAUAUAAAGAAAGACAUCCGCGUCGUCAGUCGCGAAGCCGCCCCAGACAUCGACGGAUGGAUUGCGCAAGCCAAGCAGCUGCAAGCCGACAUCCAAGACUCCAAGGCCACCGCCCGCGCUAUCGUACAAGCCGCCGAGGAAGGACAAAAAGAAGCUGCCAAGGCUCAUGAUGCUGGAGCUAAGGUGGUGCUACUGGAGAAUGAGCUGGUGUUCAACGAGACUCUGGUCAAUAUCGUCGAGCAGAUGAAGCACAUCUCGGCCCAGGUGGAAGCCGCACAAGACGAUGCCGUGCAAAGCCGAGUCUCACAGGCAUUGGAUAAGCUUGGGGAGAUAGAAGAGGUCAUGAAGAAGCUCGGAACAUUUUCGGAUACCAGAGUUGCUGGAUUGCUGCAGAGCAAAGCCAACGUUUUACGACGAGCAAUCACGGAGAACGCAACCGAGUGCUGGAACGCGUUGCUGGUCCCUGAUCCAAGUGUAAGGAAGAUUAUAAUCAAGGAUAAAAUCCAGAGAGAGACUCUCAUAAGCAUUGAAAUGGUCGUGGAAGUCCUCAAGAAGCUCCGCCUCUUCGAUACUGCUGUCGGCAGGUUCGCCAUGGCCUUUGAAAGCAUCAUCAUAUCACCUCGUCUCUCAAUCACCCGAGAUCCGGGGGUCUUGGCGAUCAAGAUUGACGAGGAUGACAUCCAGGCUAAGGGAGGAGUCAAGUCAAUGAGCGUGCACUCUGCGCUGGAAGACAUUCAUCGAAUCGCCGAGUAUCUGAGCACCCGACUACCCCCCUCAAUCGCUGUCCCUCUGUCCGCAAAGCUAGUACCAGUAAUUGCGACUAAACUUAUCAACAAUUGGCUAGUGCCUGCCGUCCCUCUACAUCUGAAAGAUAUCCCAGCUUUCCAAGAAACACUCUCGCUUGUACUCGGACUAGCAGAAUAUCUCGACGAGCUGACCUGGUCCAGCCAAUCCCAGCUGGUAGAAUGGGUUGACAGUUCCGCCGAGCUAUGGCUUGCGAAACGUAAAGAGGCCACGAUUGCCGGGAUUCGGCGCGUCUGUUUCAAGGGCGUUCUUACCACGCACACCGUGGAGCGGGUUGAAACCCAGAUGGUGUCGAAGUCUGACGACAUCAUCACUGGCAAUGAAGCGCAGGACGACGAUUGGGGAGCAGAUUGGGGCGAGGAGGACACCACCGCAGAAGAAUCCAAGACAGCUGAGUCUGUCGACGAGGAAGAUGUGAGUGCGUGGGGUGUCGAUGAUGACACUGAGGAGGAAACUCCCAAACCAGAAUCCAAAGAAGCUUCUGAACCUGGAGAAGAUGAAGCCGACGCGUGGGGAUGGGACGAUGAAGACGUCCAAGCUGCACCCACUGAUGCCAGCCCAAAGCUAACGAAAUCUUCAAAGGCCAACGGCGCAUCGCAGCCGCAGCAACCAGUCUCCCGAGAAAUCACACUGAAGGAGACCUACGUCGUAACCUCGAUUCCAGAUGCGAUACUCGAAAUCAUCAACCAGGUCAUGUCCGACGUCGAUGCUCUCAGCCGACCACCCCUCUCCACCACCGCCAUCGCCCCUGCUGGGCCAAAUCUCUACGCCAUGCCCUCCCUCGUCCUUGCCAUGUACCGUGCGACCGCAUCAACCCAUUAUCAAAACUUACCAGCCGGCAACAUGCUCAUCUACAACGACUGCAUGCGCCUAUCCUCCCGACUCACCAACCUCCUCACCUCUCUCCCUUCCCCUCCGAACCCAAUAGGUCCCACCACUCCACCUCAUCUCCAUCCGACCUUGCUCUCCCCGCUCCGCCUGAGUAUUGAAAGCUCAAUAAAGAAAACCGACUCCCUCGCCCACCGCGCCUACGGCCGCGAAAUGGAGGCACAGCGCACCAUAGUGCGCGACCUCCUCGACGGCGCGCAGGGCUUUGGUAGCUGUACCGCUGCUCCCUUUGCAGGCGAAUGCGCCAACGCCAUUACAAUGACUGUCGACCGCAUCCGCGAAGUUGCCGCCAUCUGGAAAAUCGUCCUCAGCCGCAGCGUCCGCCUGCAAUCGCUCGGCAGCCUGCUCUCCGCCGCCAUCACGAAAGUCAUCACCGAGAUCGAGGAACUGCCCGAUAUACCAGAGGAAGAAUCGCGCAAGCUGCGCGGGUUUUGCAUGCAGUUGGGUGAGCUCUCGAGCUUGUUUAUCGCGGAUGACGAGGCGGCUUCUGGGACCGAUGGGCAGGGGGAUGCUCAGCAGAGAGAUCUAACCUCCAUCUAUACACCCAAUUGGUUCAAGUUUCAGUAUCUCGCUGAGAUCUUAGACGCGUCGCUCGCGGACAUUAAAUAUUUCUGGCAAGAGGGCGAGCUGAGGCUGGAGAUGGAGAAGGAAGAGGUUGUUGAUCUAAUCAAGGCGCUGUUUGCGGACUCGGAGCAUCGCCGGAGAGCGAUACAAGAAAUCAGGCGGUAGACAGGAACGUCUUUGACGGGUAGAUGGCGCUAUUGAAGUAAUGUAUCAGGGUAGGGAUGGGUAACGACACUUGUUCAGGCUAUAAGGUUUGUGACAUCUCGUCUAGCUGAAUACGACCAUUGAUGGCAUCAUGAGGUUGGUUUUUACUCUUAACUCAAAUCCAAUUCUCAUAACUCUUCUUCCAAAACUAUUCGUAAUAUCUCGAGUCCUGGGUGUGUGUCCACCUUACCACUGUAACAG
Molecule: messenger RNA, 2848 nt
Organism: Mytilinidion resinicola
Lineage: Eukaryota; Fungi; Ascomycota; Dothideomycetes; Mytilinidiales; Mytilinidiaceae
Exons: 4
Coding region: 35-2608 (857 amino acids)
Biological process (GO): endoplasmic reticulum to Golgi vesicle-mediated transport; mitotic spindle assembly checkpoint signaling
Cellular component (GO): RZZ complex
Source: RefSeq, a predicted model, not a curated record